This is a messenger RNA of Owenia fusiformis, 710 nucleotides long. NCBI's taxonomy places the organism in Eukaryota, Metazoa, Annelida, Polychaeta, Sabellida, Oweniidae. The record is from the annotation of a GenBank genome assembly.
CUACGAGAUUCAAAAUGGCGGAAUAUCUUGCUUCAAUUUUUGGGACAGAAAAAGACAAGGUUAACUGUUCAUUUUACUUCAAAAUUGGUGCAUGUCGACAUGGUACACAGUGUUCCAGACUUCAUAACAGACCUACAUUUAGCCAGACCAUACUGAUUGAGAAUAUCUAUAUUAACCCACAAAACACUGCCAAAACUGCAGAUGGAUCGCACAUACACGUCUCAGAUGAAGAGAUGCAGCAGCAUUAUGAUGAUUUCUUCGAAGAAAUUUUUGUCGAAUGUGAGGCAAAGUAUGGAGAAAUUGAAGAGAUGAAUGUAUGUGACAACUUAGGGGACCACUUAGUUGGAAAUGUAUAUAUUAAGUUCCGUCGUGAAGAAGAUGCAGAGAAAGCUGUCAAUGAUCUGAAUAAUCGCUGGUUCAAUGGGCGCCCUAUCCAUGCUGAACUAUCCCCAGUGACAGACUUCAGAGAAGCCUGCUGUAGACAGUAUGAAAUGGGAGAGUGCACUCGUGGAGGCUUCUGUAACUUCAUGCACUUAAAGCCGAUCUCCAGGGAGCUCAGGAGGGAGCUCUAUGGUCGUAGCAGGAAGAAGGGAAGUAGAAGGUCCCGCUCUCGCUCUCCACCAACUCGUGAACGCCGUAGAUCCCGCAGUAGAGACAAGGAUAGGCGUCGUAGAUCUCACAGCCGGGAAGGCAGGUCUGGCCGAUUCUAG